This is a messenger RNA of Heterotrigona itama, 4371 nucleotides long. The record is from the annotation of a GenBank genome assembly. NCBI's taxonomy places the organism in Eukaryota, Metazoa, Arthropoda, Insecta, Hymenoptera, Apidae.
CUAUAUAUGACAGUGAGAUACAUGGAACUUGUCCAUGCUGUAUAUUAGUUGUGCACCUAACCUCAACACGGUUUGGCUAAAAUGUCAAAGAAAAAGAAAGUAAAAUUUUACAAUAAAAAGAAAAAGCUACCCGAAACAACAAUAAUUGCAAAUCUACAAUCUAAAUAUGAUACUAUCGACGAAACGAAAAUAACAAAAUUUACAGAUCUUCCACUUUCAACAAAGACUUUAGAAGGUCUCACAGAAAAUAAUUAUGUUGAAAUGACAGAUAUCCAAAGACAAAGUAUCGGAUUAGCGCUACGUGGUUGUGAUAUAUUAGGGGCAGCAAAAACUGGCAGUGGAAAAACCUUGGCGUUUCUUAUUCCAAUUUUAGAGAUAUUAUAUUGCAAACGAUGGACAAGAUUAGAUGGACUUGGUGCACUUGUUAUUACACCAACCAGAGAACUUGCUUAUCAGAUAUAUGAAACGUUGAAAAAAAUUGGUCAUUAUCAUGAUAUUUCCGCUGGUCUUAUUAUUGGUGGAAAAGAUCUCAAAUUUGAAAAAAGACGUAUGGAUCAAUGCAAUAUUGUUAUUUGCACUCCUGGUCGUUUGUUACAGCAUAUGGAUGAAAAUCCAUUAUUUGAUUGUGUAAAUAUGCAGGUAUUGGUAUUAGAUGAAGCUGAUAGAUGUUUAGAUAUGGGUUUUGAGCAAACCAUGAAUUCUAUUAUUGAAAACUUACCUCCAAAACGGCAAACUCUUUUAUUUUCUGCUACACAAACAAAAUCUGUAAGGGACUUGGCCAGGUUAAGUUUGAAAGAUCCUAUGUAUGUAUCAGUCCAUGAACAUGCUGCACAUACCACACCAGAAGCACUUCAGCAAAAUUAUGUUGUUUGUGCUUUAGAAGAUAAAGUUUCAAUGUUAUGGUCAUUCAUACGAAAUCAUUUAAAACAAAAAGUUAUCAUAUUUUUUUCUAGUUGUAAACAGGUAAAAUAUAUAUAUGAAGUAUUUUGUCGAUUAAGGCCUGGUAUAAGUUUGCUAGCACUUUAUGGUACUUUACAUCAACUUAGAAGAAUGGAAAUUUAUAAUACUUUCUGUAGAAAACAAUUUGCAGUGUUGUUUGCAACUGAUAUUGCUGCACGUGGAUUAGAUUUCCCUGCUGUGGAUUGGGUUGUACAAAUGGAUUGUCCUGAGGAUGUAAAUGCAUAUAUUCAUCGUGCUGGGAGAACAGCUAGAUUUCAACGAAAUGGUGAAUGUUUGUUGGUUUUAUUACCGUCUGAAGAAAAAAUGGUUGAGAAACUUCAAACGUGCAAAAUUCCAAUAUCCAUAAUACAAAUUAAUCCAAAAAAAUUACAAUCUCCACAACGUAAAAUGGAAGCGCUAUUAGCAAGAGAUGUUUCAUUAAAAGAAACUGCUCAGAGAGCGUUUGUAUCAUAUAUAAAAUCAAUUUUCUUAAUGAAAGAUAAAGAGAUCUUUAAUGUUCAUGUAUUAAAUACUGAUUCAUUUGCAAGAUCUUUAGGUUUAGCUAUACCGCCAAGAAUUCGAUUCCUUCAAAAAAUGGAACAAAAACGACAAUUAUCAAAUAAAAAUACUGAAGAGAAAAAACCACUUGCUGUUAAUAAUGAAUUAAAUGAUAUAAAUGUAAAAAUAAAUGACUGCGAAGACGAUGAACAAGAAAUUAAAUCUCAUUCGAUGAAUUCAAUUGAUUUUACACUUGAUGAUAGUGAUGAUGAUAUAUUGACCGUGAAACGAAAAAAUAUAAAUCUUGAUGAUGUACAAAUUGCUACCACUGGCAAACAAGACAAAGGUUUAAACAAAAAGAAAGCAAUUACUAAAGCUGCAGUAGCCAAAAAAGUUCUUCGAAAAAUGAUAGUACCAAAUAAAAAAAUUACUUUCGAUGACAAAGGAGAGGAAUUGCUAAACCCCUCUAAACAUAAAAUUUCUGAACUAGCUAAGCAAUAUGAAAACGAAGAAGAUUGUGGAAUUAAUAUAGAAAUAGCUAAACAGAUAUUACACGAAGAAGACAAGUUUGAUAAACAACGUUUUAGAGAAAAAAUAAAAGAAAAACAUAAAGAAGAAAAACGAAAAUUAAAAGCCAAUAAGAAAAUAGAUAAUGAAAAUGAUCAAGAUGAAACUGAGGAUAAUAUAAAUGACUAUACCAGUGAUGAUGAAUAUAGUGGUCCAGAUUUAUCUUGGUUGCCAGAUCCAGAUAAAAUCUAUGGCAAACAAGAGGAAAAUUAUCCAGAAACGCAGGAAAGUGAAGAGGAAAGCAAUAUACAUAGACCAUCUAAAAGGAAACUCAUAACGCAAGAUGAAUUCAAAAAGAAAAAGAAACGAAAAUCAUCUCUUGAUAUGGACAGUACAGAUUUAAAAGCAGAUGAGGAAUUUGUAUUACAACUUCUACAAAAUUAAAUUAUGUAUAUAUUAGGGUUUUAAUGAUUUUUAUAUAUUCUAUAAUACAAUAUUAUUAAUAGUAUUAAGUAUUUUUCACUAUCUAAAUAUUUUGUAAAUGAAAUAAAAUAAAUUAAGUCCACUAAUAUAUCGUUCAGUAUAAAUCAUUUUUCCAGAAAAUUACCAUGAGACUAUAAUUGUUAAAGACAUGUAGAAACAUAUAAUUGCAAGAAAAUAUAUUUCAAUGAGAUGUAAGUAAAAAAAUUUACAUCCCAAACAUGUCUUGUAAGAAUAAUUACAAUAUUUAAUCUCUACUAAUACUAUUUUGCUUACAAUAUAUAUUUUACAAAUUUCGAACUUGAUGAAUAAUUCAAUGAUGUCAUUAUAUUACAUAAAAUAUUAUUAUAGUACAAGUAUCAAAUGUGUCAUUUUAAUUAAAAAUUGUUUCAUAUAAUUUUGUGCGAAAUACACAUAGAAUCUUUUUUAAGGAAAGAAGUAAGAUAUAGUAAGAUAUAGUUAAUGCUGUCAAUUGCAAUAAUAUUUCAUUAUACCAAACAAUAGAUAUUCUUUCUAAAAAGCAAAAUUAAAUAUAUACGUAUAGUUCUAGAUUAUUAUAUCAGUUUUUAACAUGAUAUAUUUUAUCAGUCUUAAUCAUAUGCUGUUUUAAUGUGUUUCAUAAUGGUAUCAACAACUUCUCUACUGGUAGCUUGUCCACCAAGAUCACGAGUAUGCACACCUUGGUUUAUAGUUUUAUUGAUGGCAUUCUGAAUUAAAGAAGCAUGAUGCUUAUGUCCAAGAUGACGUAACAUAUCAACAGCAGCAUUUAACAUUGCAAUAGGAUUAGCAAUAUUUUUUCCGGCAAUACCUGUACCAGUGUUACGAGUACCUGGUUCGAAAAUUGUAUAAUGAUCACCAAAAUUUUUGCCUGCUAAUAAUCCAGCACCACCUAAUAAACCACAUACUACAUUUGAUACAAUUGCUCCAUAUAAAUUGGUUGUUAAUAUUAUAUCAAAUUGAUGUGGAUUGGAGACCAAUUGCAUACACGUAUUAUCAAUAAUCAUAUUAUUAUGAGUAAUAUCUGGAUAAUCUUUUGCAACUUUUUUUGAUAUUUCUAAAAACAACCCAUCAGAAAGUUUCAUUAUAUUUGCUUUAUGAACUGUGGUAACCUUUUUUCUUCCAUUUCGUUUAGCAUACUCAAAUGCGUAUCUUGCUACACGUUCAGAAUUAACACUUGUAAUAACCUUCAUGCUUUCUACAACACCAUUGACACUUUCAUGCUCUAACAUAGCAUAUUCUCCCUCUGUAUUUUGUCUAACAAUAACAAUAUCAAUAUUUUUAUGUCGUGAAUUUACCCCAGGAUACGAUACACAAUGCAAGACAUUUACAUAAAGAUCUAACUCGUUUCGAAGAGCAACAUUUCGGGAGAGUACACCAGCUUCUGUACUACGAGUUUCGAUGUUUCCUUUCAGUGCUACACCAUUCCUACGAAUUGAUGUAAUAGCAUAAUCUAAAUCAACGUUAUCAUUUGCAUUUGGAUCAAUUUCUACAUCCUCAAAAUCUACUGGUACACCUGCAUAACUAAAAACCUCUUUCACAUAGUUCAUCAAUUCUGGGCCAAUUCCAGCACCAGGCAAAAGGGUAACUGUAUGUCGUCCUCCAUAAUGGGCUUUUGGUAUGGGCAUUACUUUUUUGAUAGUUGGGGUUUUGUGUUGUAUUUCAAAUGCAGACAACGAUGCGCAUCUGUGAAUUUGGGGUACAACAGUUUUCGGACGUAAAUAUUUAAUAACGGAUCGUGCAGCCAUUUUAGAUAUUGUUAAUGUAAAUUAUUUUAGAAUAUUAAUAAUCAAAUACUAUUCUUUAUAAAAUGUUAUACGUUAUAAUUUUUGUAAAAGCUAAAUUAAGCUUAAUUAAGUUUUGAAAAUAAUUAAAAAUAUCAAGAAAUUUAAAUACUUCCAGAAAUAUUAAUCGAUUCGAAAUAUUUAUUGAAUUGCAAAUCAAAGAUCA